AUGACCUCUCGCCCUCACCCCCUCCACAACAUCUCCCCGGCGGAGAUCCGCCGCGCCUCCCAGAUCGUCUCGCGCAUCCUGCAGGACAAGAAUGGCCCGUCCUACGAGGUCUACUUCAAGCACAUCUACCUGUACGAGCCGCCCAAGGCCCUGCUGAUGCCCUACCUGGACGCCGAGAGCGCCGGCGUGCCGGUCGCACAGAGGCCGUUCGUCCCGCGGUUGGCGGGCGUCAUCUACCAUCAGCUGGGCAAUCCGCGCGAGUUCUUUGAGAUGAUCGUCAGUCUGGACUCGGGGACGGAGGUGGAAUUGCGGACGCCGAAGAGGGGACAGCAUAGCUCUUAUGAUAGGGAGGAGCUCCGACGCGUGGCAGAAAAGAUCCUGACAGACCCUGCGGUUGUGGAGGCUGUCAAAAAGUUCAAUCUCCCCAAAGACGUCGUCAUCCAGGUCGAUACGUGGCCCUACUGCGCAGACAAGUACUCGACCGUCGACACUCACAAAUGCAUCCAAGGCCUGCUAUACGCCCGCGCGCCGCACAACCACCCGGACAGCAACCAGUAUGCGUUUCCGAUCCCCCUGUCGCCCGUCUACGAUCUGUUCGAGGACCGGGUCGUGCGAUUCGACACGCUGGCGACUGGCGGCGAGGAGGACGGGCUGAAGCACAACACCGCCCCUGCUGAGACCGCGAUGGCGCACUGCGUCGAGAAUGAGUACCACCCGGAUCUGCUCAAGGGGCCGCCGCGGCAGGAUCUGAAGCCGUUGCGGGUCGUCCAGCCCGAGGGGCCCAGUUUCACCGUCUCCGACGAGAACCUCGUGCAGUGGCAGAAAUGGCGGUUCCGGGUCGGUUUCAACUACCGCGAGGGACUGACCAUCCACGAUGUGAGGUAUGACGGGAGGAAAGUGUUCUAUCGGCUCAGCGUGAGCGAGAUGACGGUUCCUUACGGCGACCCACGCACGCCGUACCAUCGAAAGCAGGCCUUUGACUUUGGCGAUGCCGGCGCCGGGAACUGUGCCAACAACCUUGGCCUGGGAUGCGACUGCCUGGGCGUCAUCAAGUACUUCAACGGCUGGCUGAACGACCCCAAGGGACAGCCCGUCGAGGUGCCCAACGCCAUCUGCCUGCACGAGCAAGACUCGGGCAUCGGAUGGAAGCACACGAACAUCCGAACGGGGGUCGCAGCCAUCACGCGGGCCCGGACGUUGGUCGUCCAGACGAUCAUCACCGUCGGCAACUACGAAUACAUCUUCGCCUGGCUGUUCCAGCAGAGCGGGACGGUCGAGCUCGAGACGCGGGCGACGGGGAUCGUGUCGACGGCGCUGAUCGACGCGGGCAAGCGCAGUCCAUGGGGGAACGUGGUCGCGCCGGGGGUCCUGGCGCAGAACCACCAGCACCUGUUCUGCCUGCGCAUCGACCCGAUGGUCGACGGUAACGAGAACACGCUAAUCCAGGAGGACUCGAUCGCGGUGCCCGAGUCGGAGGACGAGAACCCGUUCGGCAACGCGUGGCGGCUCGUCAAGACGCCGUUUGAGAAGUCGACGUUCGCCGACGCCGCGCCGGAGAAGAACCGCGUGUUCAAGAUCGUCAACGAGAAGCGCCUCAACCGGAUAUCCGGCAAUCCGGUCGGGUACAAGCUGGCGCCGGUACCCUCGCAGCUGAUCCUGGCGAGCAAGAAUUCCGUCGUGCGCAAGCGCGCGCGCUUCGCCGAGCACCACAUCUGGGUAACGCGGUACCGGGACGGCGACCUGUGGGCAGGCGGGAAAUGGGCGAACCAGUCGCUGGAGGAGACGGACGGGGUGGCCGACUACGCGGCGCGCAACGAGGACGUGCGCGACCGGGACAUAGUCGUCUGGCACACGUUCGGCAUGACGCACAACCCGCGCGUGGAGGACUUCCCCGUCAUGCCGGUCGAGACGAUCACCGUAUCGCUGAAGCCGGCGGAUUUCUUCGAGGGCAAUCCGGCGCUGGAUGUGCCGCAGAGUACGCAGGCGGUUAACCAGAGUGUGCUUUAUGUCACGAUAGAUAGAGAAGAACGACUAGGGAACUAUGGCAGGUUAGGAUCAACCUCCACAAACAUUAAUUUUAAAAUUAGACACACUAAACAGCCUUCUCAAGAGAAUGAUGCUGAAGCCACAAUUUUGCCAUCUGGAGAAAACCUCACGGCCCUGACAGCGCUGUUAUGGCCCUCGAGUGUCUGA
Rasamsonia emersonii CBS 393.64 is the source of this 2193-nucleotide messenger RNA. RefSeq names its product Amine oxidase. The transcript is spliced from 5 exons. Gene Ontology annotation, molecular function: primary methylamine oxidase activity; quinone binding; copper ion binding. Lineage: Eukaryota; Fungi; Ascomycota; Eurotiomycetes; Eurotiales; Trichocomaceae. The record is from RefSeq and is a predicted model, not a curated record. Bases 1 to 2193 code for a protein of 730 amino acids. Gene Ontology annotation, biological process: amine metabolic process.